This is a messenger RNA of Ostrinia furnacalis (Asian corn borer), 1622 nucleotides long. RefSeq names its product coiled-coil domain-containing protein 115. The coding region runs from base 144 to 605 and encodes 153 amino acids. NCBI's taxonomy places the organism in Eukaryota, Metazoa, Arthropoda, Insecta, Lepidoptera, Crambidae. The record is from RefSeq and is a predicted model, not a curated record. The transcript is spliced from 2 exons. Gene Ontology annotation, biological process: vacuolar proton-transporting V-type ATPase complex assembly.
AUAUUUUGACAGAUCUAGUUACGUAUUUUUAUUUACAAAAACGAUACAAUUCACCUUUUCUAAAAACUAUUUCACUUUAAAAUACGUAAAAAUAUAAAAUAACAUAAUAAACAAGUACAUAGAAAGUUCAUUUAAUAGAAAAAAUGCAGGAUAAUAAAGAUAAACCAGUUCUAAAUGAUAUAUUGGAUAAACUUGCUAUAAAACACUUGCAUUUAAUCGAAGAGAAAAUGCGCUGCGAGAUGAACAUUGAGUCUUCUAUAAAUAAUGGCAGCAUUCACUUAGCAAAAUCAAGAUAUAUCAUGGGUCAGAGUUCAGUGAGUACAGCUAGGUUGCCAGUUGAGAACAGCCCAGAAUUUUCAGCAUCGGCUGUAUGUGAGACUACACCUGAUGAUGAUGGUAUCAUGCAGUUUAAGGUAGCAGAAAGCAAAGCUGAAAACACUGUUAAUCCUAUGCGCUGGUUCGGAGUUUUGGUUCCUCAGAAUUUGCAUAAAGCCCAAGGCAUUUUCCAAAAUGCAAUCAAUUAUGUAGUAGAAUGUGUAAAUGUACAGUUACAACUUUUAGAUAAUAUGAAGAAGAUGGACAUGUUAAAAAAGUAUGUAAGUUAGAUAAUUAAUAUUAUUAUUAUUUGCUUAGAUACUUUACAAAGUUUAGAAGUUCUGUAAAUUAUGCAUUUUAAUUGUAAAUUUUUGGUUUGUAUUGUAUGUGUAUUGAAUAAAAGACCAUGUUAAAUUCAAUUAUUUAAUAUAACAGUGAAGUGAUCACUAGGUAUCAAAUAAAUAACUAUUAUAGUAACUUAACAAUGUUUCAUUGUACUGCAAAAGCAUGAUCAUAAUUUGCCUUCUUUGAUACCUAUCAGUUUCAUAAGCCUGUCCUUUAGAUGUCUUGAUGAUUUACUAAUACAUUCUUAAGGCAUUUCCUACUUUAUUAAUAACUAUAUCUGUCUUGGACACUUACAUAACAGAAUUAUACAUUAUGUAUACUAUAUUGAAUAUAUUAUUGUUAUUUGCCAAGUUAUCUUUUGUUAAAAAACUGACAAUCAUAUUUACAAUAGUAAUUUGACUAAUCUAACAAGAUUGGUGUUUCAAUACUGCAUGUAUUAAUCAAUAGUAUUAGGUAUUUAAAUACAUUCACAGAAUUUCAGAAUUAACUUGAUUAGCUUGAAUAACAAUGGGUAAUUAUCUAGUAGUCAUAACACACAUACAUUGCAUUAUUUUGAGUAAGUAGGCAUACCAAAUUUAUAUUAUUUAGAAACUUUUGUUGUAAGGUUCCUUAAAAAUCCUUGGUUUUUUAACAGAAAGCACUUGUUCUUUAGUGCUAUGUGUAAAAAUAUAGGUAGUCAAACAAGAUAAUAUCACAAUUAUUGAAUUACAUACAUAAUCCUUGACAUUGAAUAGAUAACACAAGUAACCAAAACUUGUUAAUAAAUACCUAAGUACACACAGUAAUGUACAUAUUGCAUAUAAUUAAGAAUAAAACAUUGGGAAAUUUAAUUCAUUAUUAAAUACUUAAGUAGAUUAAUAUUAAAUGCACAUUUUGUCUUUUUCAUUAGUGUUUUGUAAAAUGUUGGGAUUUGGUAGGUUCUUAAUAUUGGCAUUAUUUAUGUUUUUGGUAUAUCUUUACGU